CGGUGCGCACAUCAUAAACCAGAGUUAAUUGGAAAGUGUCCCUCCUGCGGGGUCACUGUGGACUUGGAGACAAUAUCAAGAGGAUUUGACUAAAACAGAGAACUCUCCGUGUAUCAGAGAGCUCCGCUCUUAGAUUACAGAAAACUCUAAGAGGGGAAGUGUGAGGAAACCGUUGGAGAGACGUCCUCUGUUCUGUGGAUGUACAGCGCUGCUGCUGAAAGUCGACUACUCCUGCCCACCACCUCAUGUGCCGCGGGACACGCCAUGGGACAAGGCAACACUGAUGUGAUGGGCUGUUGAUGGAGAAGAUUUCGAAUGUCAGCCGGGACAGUGGUCAUCGCAGGAGGAAUUCUGGCUACAGUCAUCUUACUGACCAUUGUUGCUGUACUGUGUAUAUGUAGGUUACAGUAUUACUGCUGUAAGAGGGAGGAGUCUGAGAAGGGGGAAGAGGAGGAACCAGAGUUUGUCACCAUGUCGCCGUCCCACCCCCUGGCUCUUUGUGCUCCUCCUACACCUCCCACACCAGAGCAUUACAUCAACGAACCUGAGACCUACCCUCCAACCUUUCUCACUGAGGCCAACGGGCCCAUCAGCUACUCCCCAACGCCUCCACCACGCAGGUGCCAGCGCUCACAUGCCUUCUGCCCAUCCUGCGCCCGCUGCUCACUGCCUUUUUACUUGCAGCACCCGGAGAGGCUGUGUGAUGGCAGGCGCAGGAUAAGCUACAGGACUGUGCAGCAGCAGGACCUGGAACUGCCCACAGAUCUGGACAGCCUUUACCAGAAGCUCAACCUCAUCCGCUCUGUCUCCAUGAGGGAGGUGGUGACCCACAGUGUCAGCACUGACGUCUAGGAGUGGGCAGGACAAUGGCAGUGCCACCUUGCUGUCCUGGAGGACACACUGGUGGACAUGCUGCUGUCCUGACAGAAAAAAUCCAGUGCUGUCAGUGGACACAUGAUCUGAAUAUUGUGCUGUGGUUACAGAAGACACUGUAUUGUCCUGUUAAAUAACAUGAGGGCUUCCAUGUGGCAGCCAUGUUGGAGGUCAACAUCUCUAAUAGAAUUUGAAACACACAAAUCUGAUCCUUUUAAUCCUGACUUUUGUGUUUUAGCGUGUAGAGUACCUGACCAGUAUAUUUGUGUGUUGAAUACAAUAAAAUAUGAACCUGCUAAUUAACAAAUUGAGUUUUUCUACUAAAGUUAAGAGAAAUUUUGUUUUUGUUGACUGAAUUCACCACGAGACAGAAAUUAGUGUAAAAAAUAUUUUAAUUCAGAGGUAGGUGUUUAUUUGCCUUCAAGGUUGGGUUGUCUUUUAUGAGACAUAUUCAUAUUUGCAUCAUAAAUGGAAAGAGUUUACACGUUUAAAAUUUUAAGUUAUUUUUGUUGAUGGAUUAUAAGUUAAGUUAAGAAAACCAAAGCAGAAAACAGAGCAACAGAUGGGACUGAGACAUGACCAGACAAACCACACAAACCAAAAUGAACCAACAGAGACGCUGGAGAGCACAGAGACUAAAUACACUGAGGAGGCAGGGACAAUCAAACACAGGUGAGACCAACAAGACACAGGUGAAACACAGUAGGGUGGGACAGACAGUCAGGGAAGGCAGGACAGGAAUCCAGACUGGACAUACAUGGUACACACAUGGAAAAUCUUCAAAAUUGAACAGGAAACAAGGAACUGAAAACCAGACAGAACUAAAAACAUUGGGUAAAGAAAACGGUCCGAGGGUUGUGACAAUUUUAGUUGAAUGGAAUACUUUUAAUUUGUCUGAAGAAAAGUUUACACAUUAUUAUUAUUUACCUUACCUGCACCAUAGUAGCUUUCCACAAUACUAUUGUUGCAACUGUGCGAGCAUAUUGUGUUCAAACCUCCCAUGUCAUAGACACAAGUUCCCGAGACCCUUUUGAAGGCACAAAUACAUUUCUAGAGUGAUGCACUGCACACUAUAUGAUGUAGUCUACACAGUAACACAUUAAUAACCUACAGUGGAGGCUCCUGCUCAAAUAGUAUGAAGAAGGAUCAUCUGGUAGAGGCGCUCAGUGAGGCAACUGUACGACAG
Molecule: messenger RNA, 2059 nt
Organism: Solea solea (common sole)
Lineage: Eukaryota; Metazoa; Chordata; Actinopteri; Pleuronectiformes; Soleidae
Gene: fam163b
Product: protein FAM163B
Exons: 3
Coding region: 316-852 (178 amino acids)
Source: RefSeq, a predicted model, not a curated record